AUGGAAGAAAAACAACAAGAAGCUUCAAUGCCACUAGUUCCCAUAGACAGUUUUUCUUACAGUUGGGUAGUUAACUGUCCUUCUUUAGAAGCUUCCAUUGAUGAUUAUCAUCAAACCUACGACGAUUCUUCUUCUUCCUCGUUCAUAGAGAUGGAUCCAAGAUUGCCUCCUUCUAGAAGAUUCUUCAUCAACAAAUCCCAUGAAAGUAGCUUCAAGUUCGACAACUUCGUCUCUUUCUCCGACGAAAAUAACUCUUUAGUACACGCCGACGAGCUUUUCCGUGACGGCUACGUCAUGCCUUAUCUAUCAAAAGCCACGUCAGCGGCAAUACAAGAAGAAGAAUCUGAGCCGUUGGAUACUAAAGCGGAGAAGAAGAUGGAGACACGUGACAUUAAGAGCAAGUCUCCUUAUUCUUGUAGAAAGUUGAGGAGAGUUUCGAAAUGGGUAUUGUUGUUUUUAACGCCAUUGUGUAAAAGAUUAAGGAGAUGUAGAUCCGCUGUAUCAUCCGGAGGUAUCGGUAUCGACUCUAACGUCCGUGCAGCGACCUUGUCUAGAAGCAGAGUUUAUUCUGAUGAAAUGACUUCGUCGCCAAGAAUAAGUGUUGCAGAUGAUUAUUAUUGGAGAAGGUCUUGUGACUCAGAGAGCUCCAUUUACGAAGCUGUUCUUCAUUGCAAGAAAUCUUUUGAGAAAUGAGAGUCAAGAAACAAUGGAAUAGGAGCAGGUAGGAGUAGAGAUGGAGAAUAUUAAGCUUAAGAAGAAUAAGCAAAUUGCAUUACACGUUAAACAUGGAGUGGGAAAGAGAGAGCAGCUUGUGUUGUUUCUCUCUCUUGAAUUAAAGAGAUUGAUGUGAUGAUUCCAUGUGAUUAUGUGAAUGUGUCAUCUGAUGUGAAUCAAGAAUGUUUUUUACAUGAGUGGGCACAUAUACAGGGCAGCUAGCAGAAUCAAAAAAUAUUUUCAGAUUUUCUUGAAUUAAAGAGAUUGAUGUGAUUAUAGUUUCUUUUCAUAUAUGUAAUCCUAUAUGUACCUACCCAUGUUUUACUUUCUGGUCCAAUUGUGUUUUGAAUAUUCUUACUUUUGUGAAAAUUUUGUCUUUUAUUGUCUUAUAGAUCAUAUGUGGAUGUGAUCAUAUAUAUGCAUGAUUGAACUCCUUUUCUUAUCAUAAUUGUAAUUCAAAUCAAUUAAAUUUAACAA
Molecule: messenger RNA, 1191 nt
Organism: Eruca vesicaria subsp. sativa (arugula)
Lineage: Eukaryota; Viridiplantae; Streptophyta; Magnoliopsida; Brassicales; Brassicaceae
Source: the annotation of a GenBank genome assembly